AUGAAAAAAUCAAAUAUCCAACAUCUCUUCACACAUUUAGUCUUAAGUUUUGUGAUUUUUAGUGCUAUUUCGGGGAUCUAACAUAAAACAGAAGCAAAAGGGAGCUUACCUGAUAAUUGGUGGGAGUAGAGUCUGGCCAAACCCAUUCACAGCUCUUAGGAAUACUUUGAUUUACUUGGAGGAGAAGGCAAGAAUAAAUUUGUUUUUAUCGACUUUUACAUGGAAUACUGCUCUUGGUGCUACUAUAUCUUAGCUGAUUUCAACUAGUUGAUUGAAGAUAUGAAUGAGUGGUAUGGAGAGGAAAAGGUAGAAUUCAUCAAGGUGGAUGGAAACAAAAUCAAAAAGCUAUAGGAGUUGUACAAGGUUCCAUCAUAUCCAUACUUCGUUGCUGUUGUCCCUGGUACCAAUGGCAAAACUUAUAGUGCCUUCAAAUAUCAACCCAGAAACUAUGAUACUCUUAAAAAGUGGAUGCUUGAGGUAAUGGCUACCACACCCAUGAAAGAUCAAACCCCUAGCUCAGUGGUGGCUGAAGAGUCUACCUACAAGCAAGUAACAGUGCCUUAAAUGCAAUAGUAGAUGCCAUAGGCAACUGCAUAAGCUCAAAAAUAAGUGCACACCUCUAUGAUUUCUAAUGCUAUUAAAGAUAUCGGAAGCUAGUAAAAUACUUAGAAUAAGAAAAUGGAAGAGUUAAUUUAAUUACUUGAGAGUGCUUUAAAAGAUGAUCCAUCAAUGGGAGGAUAAUAAUAACCAGAAUAAUAGAAAACUGAGCAAGCUGGUGUUCAACUUUCUCCAGCUACCUACAUCCUUCUAGGACUGAUAGGAGGUACUUUGGCAUCGGUAACUCUGAUAGCUUAUGUAAGCAGACAAAAUGUAAAAUAGAGAAAAGCAAAAAUGCGAAGAGAGCCUUCUUCUGGAUCUCCAUUAACUAGAUCGUUAGAUGAAGAAAAAUCAGCAUGA
Molecule: messenger RNA, 957 nt
Organism: Stylonychia lemnae
Lineage: Eukaryota; Ciliophora; Spirotrichea; Sporadotrichida; Oxytrichidae
Source: the annotation of a GenBank genome assembly